Molecule: messenger RNA, 926 nt
Organism: Daphnia pulex (common water flea)
Lineage: Eukaryota; Metazoa; Arthropoda; Branchiopoda; Diplostraca; Daphniidae
Gene: Lipt2
Product: putative lipoyltransferase 2, mitochondrial
Exons: 3
Coding region: 99-893 (264 amino acids)
Biological process (GO): protein lipoylation
Cellular component (GO): mitochondrion
Molecular function (GO): lipoyl(octanoyl) transferase activity
Source: RefSeq, a predicted model, not a curated record
AAGUCCAUCGUUUAGUAACACCCCCAAUAAUCAGUAGCAUGGUUAGUCUGCUGUUAGUAAUGUUGUUUUGAUUCGCGAAAUGAACUAAAAAAAUCACAAUGAAAAUUUCAGUUGUAAGUCAAAAUUUUCACAGAUCUGUGAAUGUAUGGUCUGUUGGUUUCCUCAAAUAUCAAACAGCUUAUCAUAUUCAACAGUAUUUAGCCAACCUCCAAUCCCAAAGGUUAAAUAAAGAAAAAACAUUAGAUGGAACAAUAAUAAUAGUGGAACAUUCACCAGUAUACACAACUGGUAUAAGAACACAGGGUUAUUCUGAAUCAGAAGAAAGAAGAUUAAAGACUCUAGGUGCAGAAUUUUACAGAACUAAUCGUGGAGGUCUGAUUACAUUUCAUGGACCUGGUCAGCUUGUUGUCUAUCCAAUAUUAGACUUAAAAAGCUUCAAUAAAAGCAUGAAAUGGUAUAUUUGCAAGUUGGAAAAAACUGUCAUAGAAGUGUGUAAAUCAUUUGGAGUGGAGGCUGAGCGAUCAUCAGAUACAGGAGUCUGGGUGAAAGACAACAAAAUCUGUGCAAUAGGAGUUCAUGGCAGCCGAUACAUCACAACCCAUGGCAUAGCAUUGAAUAUUAACAAUGAUCUAUCAUGGUUUUCUCAUAUAGUGCCUUGUGGAAUACCUGACAAAGGAGUCACUACAUUGUCUCAAGAACUGAGAAAGCCAUUAACCAUUACAGAUGUUAUAUACCCUUUUUUGCAAUCUUUCUCGCAUGAGUUUGAAUGUGACAUGAAAAUGCUAUCACAUGAGGUUCGGAAAGAUGUCGUAAAUCAUCUUAAAAAAGAAAAUUUAACAAGCGAUAUAACUGAAGCGCAGUUAUUACGAAAUAAUGAUUUAAAAUUGAAGUAAUUAGAUCAAAUACAUUUUAAAGUCGAACUGUUA